UUUUCCUUUGCUCAGUGGUAGGCUUGAUUUUUCCAUUUGGUUGCGGCGUGAAUAUGUCCUUGUUCCAAUCAAGAGCAAUGAAGGUGAUCUUGAAAUGAUUGUCUUCGUAAAAGUGGUCUUCUUCCUAACUUUUGUCAAGGGUUUGUUUUUCCGGCAGGCGGCUUGCGUCGUUUCUUGUCCGGUGAAUGAUUUGGAGCGUGAGUGGGCGGGCAAUUGUUAUCACGUUCUGCCUAUCCAUGAUCUGCUUCUCUAUGGACUAUGGUUGAUGUUUCUGGAUGUAUUACUAUGGAUCGAAUCUGGAGGUUUGUGAUUGAUACUUUCGAUUGGAAAAUUGUCUGGCAAUUUCUAAAUCGAGUUCUGAGAAUGGGAGAAGAUAGAUUGUCAGACCGCCCAGCUCCUGAACCGCCGCCCUGGAACGACCGAGGUGAUAGGGUUUGAAAGAUAAUACUUCAAAAAUACUGGUAGGAAAAAUCUUGGAGUAUUUGUCAUCUGUUUUAUUUUUAUGGUCUUACUUUCACGCUAAGUUUGUUUAUGUUGCUCUAUUUUUUGUUGAUGUAUUUAGUUUUAUGUCUACAAUAAGGAAUGACAAUUCUGCUAGAUAUUAUGUCAUUAGAAGGAUCCAUAUGGUCAGUGAUUGUUGUGUCAAACCUGUUUGGUGGUUAACGAUUUGUAUUGCUCUUUCAGGGGUGAUUGUCUCUGAUCUGAGUUUAGCUGUAGGGUUGAUAUUGCUAAUUGUUAGGGAUAGUUGUUGUCAGGGUUGGUCUUUGUGAGUUUGUUGUAAAGAUCUGAAUCUUAACGAUAUUAAUAUAAGCGGUUUGUUUUAAGGAUAAAA
This is a messenger RNA of Cuscuta epithymum, 832 nucleotides long. NCBI's taxonomy places the organism in Eukaryota, Viridiplantae, Streptophyta, Magnoliopsida, Solanales, Convolvulaceae. The record is from the annotation of a GenBank genome assembly.